AUGACGAAUGCACUUCAUGGUGUGUUGCACGCCAUAGACACCAUCGCCAACGCGCCCGCCUUGCUGUCUGCGCGCCUCCUCGAUCCGGUUCCAAUCAGACCACCAAAGCAAAGCGCAUCAGACCUAACACCACCACGCGCCGUGAGCAGGAAGCGAAGGCUCACAUUACCACUCGACGCCCCCGUCUCAGUCCCCAGCAAAGCGAAAUGGCUCGGCAAAGCAGGCCAUCAGCGCACAUGUGACCAAGCACAAAGCCCCAUAAUGCGACUACCCGCAGAACUGCGUAGUGAAAUUUGGAAGUACGUGGUGUUGGGGAAGAGCAACGGUGUGGUGGAGAUCGGAUGGCGAAGCAAAGGGCACAGCCACGGGCGAGCAAGCGCCUACAAAGUCUCAUUCGACAAGCCACGGGACGAAUGGGGGCCGGGUCUACUAGGAAUGCUGUGUUCCUGCCGCGUCAUCUACUCCGAGACCAUCCACCUAAUCUACAGCCUCCCGAUCUUCUCCUUCCACUACCAGAACGUCGAAACCCUCUUCGCAUUCCUCGGUGCUCUGCUCCCGCACCGCAGAGACCAGAUCCGCAUCCUUGAUCUGCGCUGGCUGGGCCAGUGUAAGAUGCCUAACGACACGCCGCAGCCGCAGCCGCACCAGAUGAAUCGGGGGUGGUCGUACACGCGCAUCAGCAACAUCAGGGCUCUGUCCGAGCUGCCUCGGCCGGCAGUCGGUAGGUCGAAUGCAGGGUUUGUCAAUCCGGACCUGGUCAUUGACGACGUGCUCGGGCGCAUGAAGGGACUGGAGAUGGGGGGCGUGAUGUGGGGGUGUAGAUCUACAGGCUGCUUUAGGCAGGGAGAGGAUGGUGCUGCGUUGGCGGAUGUGUUUGUCAAUGUGAUGCCUAGAGUUGCGCCGCGUGCGAAUCAAGCGGAGUAUGUGGGGUUUUGA
Molecule: messenger RNA, 936 nt
Organism: Ascochyta rabiei
Lineage: Eukaryota; Fungi; Ascomycota; Dothideomycetes; Pleosporales; Didymellaceae
Exons: 2
Coding region: 1-936 (311 amino acids)
Source: RefSeq, a predicted model, not a curated record